GGAAAGCAGGGCAUUCGCUCGCUCGGUGGCUGCUCUUCCUGGUGCACUCCCAGCUGGUUCUCCUCUGCACGGCUCUCCCACCAUGUCAGGCCACUCCACCAACCUGAGAUUGAAGCUGCCCCUGCUCUGUGCCCUCCUGCAGCUGGCCACGGUCCUCCUGUUCGCCUUUUUCAUCCAGUAUGACAGCCACACCAGCCCCCGGCUGUGGCACGAGGAGAUGCAGUUGCACAACAAAGGCCUUCUGGACAACGAAUUCUACCCACGCUACCCAAGCUUCCAAGACGUCCACGUCAUGGUUUUCCUUGGCUUUGGCUUCCUGAUGACCUUCCUGAAACGCUACAGCUUCGGUGGGGUGGCUUUCAAUUUCCUGAUCGCCGCCUUUGCCCUCCAGUGGUCUAUCCUCAUCCAGGGAUUUUUCCACGCCUUUCACAAUGGCAAAAUCCAUGUGGGAAUAGAAAGCAUGAUCAACGCGGACUUCUGCGCCGGGUCCAUCCUCAUUUCCUUUGGGGCGCUGCUGGGCAAGACGAGCCCCGUUCAGUUGCUGCUGAUGGCCGGGCUGGAAGUCACCCUCUUUGGUAUCAACGAGUAUGUCUUGCUCAGCCUCCUUCAGGUGAAGGACGCCGGGGGCUCUAUGACCAUCCAUACUUUCGGGGCUUACUUCGGGCUGAUGGUGUCCCGUGUUCUUUUCCGACCCCACCUGGACAAGAGCCGGCAGCGGGAAGGCUCUGCCUACCACUCGGACCUCUUUGCUAUGAUUGGCACGCUCUUCCUGUGGGUCUUCUGGCCCAGCUUCAACUCGGCGGUGACCGCCCACGGGGACGACCAGCAACGGACGGUGAUGAACACCUACUUCUCCCUGGCAUCCAGCACCCUCACCGCCUUUGCCAUCUCCACCCUGGUGAACCGCGGAGGCCGGCUGGACAUGGUUCACAUCCAGAAUGCCACCCUAGCUGGCGGAGUGAUCGUUGGCACUUCGGCUGAGAUGGCGCUGACUCCAUUUGGGGCCCUGAUCGCUGGGUGUGUGGCUGGCCUGGUGGCCACCCUCGGCUUCAAGUUCCUCACGCCCAUCCUGACUGCCAGGCUGAAAAUCCAGGAUACCUGCGGAAUACACAACCUGCAUGGGUUGCCCGGAUUGCUCGGUGCCCUCCUUGGUGCUCUGGUGGCUGCUCUGGCAACCCCGGAUGCCUAUGGAGAGGGAAUGGCUGACGUCUUCCCCCUUGUGGCCUCUGGGCAGCGGACUCCCAUCAGACAGAGCCUCUUCCAGUUGCUGGGCCUGCUGGUCUCCCUGGGCAUGGCCAUGGUCGGUGGCAGCCUGGUGGGGGCCAUCCUGAAGAUGCGAAGCCUUGCAAUGCCCCCAGAUGCUCUCUGCUUCGAGGAUCAAAUCUAUUGGGAGGUGCCUGAGGAACAUCAUGAUGGCUUCCAGGUCGUGGAAGCUCUGAGCACGGAGGAGGCAGAUAAAACCACCCAUGCCUGACAGGGCUGCCUGCGGAUGCUCACACCACCCUCAUCACCCUCACCACCAACCUUCGAGAAAGCAAUCAGUCCAAACAAUCAUGUGUUGCAUGGAAGAAAGCAAGGAGGAGUCUGUUACGGGAGGAGCAGCUCCUUCCAGGAUUGGAGUCUGCCUGGAAGAUGGUUUGCAAUGACUCAGGUGCACAAGCUCAGAAGCAGCAGUGGGCUCCAUUUACCUUCGCAGCCGGUUCGGAACUGUAAGCGCUUCGGCACCUGCGCAGAGCAUCCGUGAUGAUGUCCGGGUGGGUGGGUGGAGCCUCCCACUGCCACCACUACUGGUUCGCCCAAACCAGGGCGAACAGCCGAAACCCACCACUGGUCAGAAGCACCGUCUUCCACAUGGGUCCUAGAGUUGUGCCAUCAUCCACUAAAAAAUAUCCCAAGGCCAACAGCAGCCAAUGUUCUUUUUAAAGUAAGCCUGUUUUCUUUCACAACCACCCCUUAGAAUCCUAUUUUCUUUUCAACAUAAAUUCCAUAAUGCAAAUCAGAGUUACCACCACAAUUGAGCCCAACAUUUAUGUUGCUAAGUGAAACAUUUGUUAAGUGAGUUUUGCCCCAUUUUACAACUUUUCUUGGCACGGUUGUUAAGUGAAUCAUUGCAUUUGUUAUGUUAGUAACACAGUUGUUAAGUGAAUCUGGCUUCCCCAUUGACUUUGCUUCUCAGAAGGUCGCAAAAGGGGAUCACGUGACUUCAAGACACUGCAACCGUCAUAAAUAGGAACCUAGCACCUGAAUUUUGGUCCUCUGACCCUGGGGAUGCUGCAAUGCUCGUAAGUGUGAAAAAAGGUCAUAAGUCACAUUUUUCAGUGCUAUUGUAAGUUUGAAUGGUCACUAAAUGAACUGUUGUAAAUGAAGGUGUAACUGAGAGUGUGCAACAACCAGCAGCAACCUAAUAACAGAUGGGAAUAAUAAGGCAAUCAAGACAGACCCUACCCUGAGUUUUUCUGAAUGUUACAGUCAAGAAGUGGUUGUCCAACUCUACUGGCCCCAUGAAAGCGCUUUCACCCGCCCGCGUGGCUUCCCCAAGGCCACCCACCAGUCUUUGGGGAAACAUUGGGCUGGUUUGGUUUUUUGCAAGUUUUCAGUAUUUCACAUAUUGACAACGUAAAUAAAGUUAACUCAGUAAAUGUUACGGAAUUUGGCAAUAAAGUAGAUGGAGUGCGAGACAAGUGUUGCAUCUUAAGAUAUCUUCCUUUCCAAAACUGUUGACUUUUUUCAGCUGAAAAAUUCUUUAUCGUGUUUCCAAUACAUUUUAAAAAAUUGGGAGCCAUUUUAACUAUUGUAAUCAAAUAAUAUCUCAAUGAAAAAAUAUUUAAACCAAAAUUUUAAGCAUGCUAUUUGAAGUAAAGUUAAUAUUACUUUACUAUUGAGAUUCUCAUUGUUGUAUAUCAAAUCAUUUUAUGCAUUUGUUUAAUCACGCAAACUUUAACUUGUUCAGCUUCAGAAUAAAAUUUUAUCCAUAAUUUAUAAUUAAAUUCUAAUAUUUAGACUCUUGUAUUAAAACAUUCUGAAUUCUAUUAAGAUUAUUCUAUUAUCUUGGACUCACUGGCUAAUACAUUCAAAUUAAUAAUAAUGAAAAUAAGACCCCUGAAUAAGCAUUUCAUUAAGUGCUGCCAUGCUGGUGUGUGAAUGCUGGAAUCAGUGAGGGGUUUCAGUCCAUUCUUGAGUCAUCUUCUCAUAAGAUUUCAUUCUGGUUUUAUUGACGCCCAAAUCUUGAAAUCUAUACAAAUUAUGAAGCGUCCAACGAUUAAUCUUACUCUACAACUUUAAAAUGUUGCAGCCAAUUAUGACAAUCCAGGCUUAAAUCUGUUCCUGUAUUUUCCCAAAUUUUCAUUAAACCAUUUAUAAUAACAUA
Molecule: messenger RNA, 3367 nt
Organism: Pantherophis guttatus
Lineage: Eukaryota; Metazoa; Chordata; Lepidosauria; Squamata; Colubridae
Gene: RHBG
Product: Rh family B glycoprotein
Biological process (GO): ammonium transmembrane transport; ammonium homeostasis
Cellular component (GO): plasma membrane
Molecular function (GO): ammonium channel activity
Source: RefSeq, a predicted model, not a curated record